Molecule: messenger RNA, 2772 nt
Organism: Spodoptera littoralis (African cotton leafworm)
Lineage: Eukaryota; Metazoa; Arthropoda; Insecta; Lepidoptera; Noctuidae
Source: the annotation of a GenBank genome assembly
AUGAGUAAUUACGAAGACGAUCAAAGCGAGGAUGGAGAGCUUGCUCGCAGUCCUGUCCAAGAUGAAAUGGAUUUUAGUUUAUCUGAUGAAGAUCGAGACAAUGCUGACUCUUUGAUAAUCAAGCCGCCCCAGGCUGUGAUUCGGACAGCACAUAGAGAUAAAAGAGGACAUAAACGGACCGUCAAAGAUAGAUACAAAGACAAUAUGAGAAAAGAAAAAAAGCAUAUGUACAGGGAACGUGAUAAGUCUGACAAAACAAAACGAGACAUUAAUAAGAAUCCUGAACGUGAAGAUAUGGCCAAAGAAUAUUAUAGAGAAAAGCAAUACUACAGGGAAAAAGAUAUGUAUAGGGAGGGCAAGGAAACAUUUAGGGACAAGGAAUCCUACCGAGAUAAAGAAACUUACAGAGAAAAGGAAAUGUACAGAGACGGCAAAGAUAAUAAUAUGUACAGGGAUAAUAAAGACAUAAGAGAAAAAGAUAUGUACCGCGAGAGAGAGAUGAGGGAAAAAGAAGUUUAUAGAGAUAAAGAUCAAUACAGAGAAAGAGAACAUUACCGAGAGAGAGAAAUGUAUAGAGAUCCAUCUUUCAGAGAACCAGCUAGGUCUAGGGAGGCCUAUAGAGAGAAGGAAAUGCUAUACAAAGAGAAAGAAAUGUAUAACAAAGAAAAAGAAAUGCAAAGAGAUGUGUAUCUUGGUCGUGAGAGACAAUAUAAAUAUGCUGAAGCAGAGAGAAAGCGCUCUGAUAAUGAGAGAAUAGAAUCUAGAUUAAGGUCAUUAGCUGAAGAAGGCCAUACUAAUCAUAACAAUGAAAAGGAAAACAGAGAUAGAACAUCUGGAGAUAAAGAAUUGGAAGACCUUAGAACUAGAUUACUUAACAAAAGGAUAACCAAAGAGUUACAAGGUCAAGAUGGAGGCAAGAAGAGUUCAGACUAUUAUGAAAAGGAUGGGAAAUCAUCAUCUCGUCACUCAUCAUUGGACAAACACCAAGAACAUAGGAAAAAUAAAGUUUUAUUUGCAGGACACCAAUUUGUUUCAGAUAAAGAAAGAGAAAAGCGGAAACAUGAAUCCCGGACUGAGUUGGAGGCUCGAAGAUUAGAGCACCGCCGCCGUGGCAAAAAACGCUCUGUAUCUCCCAGUGAGACGGCGACAAAGAAAACUAAAACAGACUCACCUAACUAUGGUGACUCUGUUGUAACCGUAUCUGACUCUAGUGACGUAGAAAUGAAAACUGACUCGCUACAUUCUGAGCCUGAAGAUGGUGAACACACAAAUAGUGAAACAGAAGAGGAUAGUUCAAGCACAGAAUCAGAUUCAGCAGCAGAGUCUAAGUCAGAAGAAGAAGAGGAAGAAGAGCACAGAAAUGAGGAAAAGACUGAAAAAGAUGAGAAAGAGAAAGAAAGGAUCAAUGACAAAACUAGACCUCCUUCGAAAUCUAAGUCACCUAGUCCAAAUCUCUCCAAGUCUAAACCAGAGUCUUUGCCAUCAUCACACGGGUCACACAGAUCUUUGUCUCGGUCUAAAAGUAGAAGUAGAUCACAUUCCUUUUCACCUCCUCCUCCUGGAGAAAAUGGAAAAAUUGCAGAAGAAGAAAAACUGAAUGAAGAUGAUGAAGAAACGAGACAAAGGGAAGAAGCUAUUAAUGCUCUACCUCCAUACUACCCAGCCUUACAGGGGUGUCGGUCAGUUGAGGAGUUUCAAUGCCUCAAUAGAAUUGAAGAAGGUGCAUACGGAGUAGUUUAUAGAGCACGUGACAAAACGACUGAUGAAAUAGUUGCUCUAAAACGACUUAAAAUGGAAAAAGAGAAGGAAGGAUUUCCCAUCACCUCUCUGCGAGAGAUUAACACUUUGCUUAAGGGCCAGCAUCCGAACAUUGUCACAGUGCGGGAGAUAGUGGUGGGCUCCAACAUGGAUAAGAUUUUCAUUGUCAUGGAUUACGUCGAGCAUGACUUGAGAAGUCUCAUGGAGACGAUGCGCGGAAAGAAACAAGUUUUUCUACCCGGUGAGGUAAAAUGUCUUAUGACGCAGUUGUUGAGGGCUGUGCAUCAUCUGCAUGACAAUUGGAUAUUACACAGGGAUCUUAAGACCAGCAAUUUGUUAUUAUCACACAAAGGUGUUUUAAAGGUGGGAGAUUUUGGGUUAGCCCGAGAGUAUGGAUCUCCCCUCCGGCAGUAUACCCCGAUCGUGGUAACACUUUGGUACCGCGCGCCUGAGCUGCUACUGUGCUGUAAGGAAUACUCCACGCCCAUCGAUAUGUGGAGUGUAGGCUGUAUAUUCGCCGAGUUCAUAAGCAUGAAUCCGCUAUUUCCCGGAAAAUCAGAGGUGGAUCAGUUAAACAGAAUUUUUAAGGAUUUGGGUACACCUUCUGAGUUGAUUUGGCCCGGUUACAGUGAAUUACCAGCAGUACAAAGAAUGACAUUUGCAGAACAUCCUACUGGCGGGUUACGCCAAAGAAUAGGAGCUGAUCUACUUUCUGAAACUGGCUUAUCUUUACUACAAGGCUUUUUGACAUACAAUCCUGUCAGGAGGGUGACAGCAGACGCCGCUUUAGAUCACGCUUAUUUUAAGGAGCAACCAGUGGCGAUCGAGCCGGCGAUGUUCCCGACGUGGCCGGCCAAAUCUGAGGGCAACCGGCGCAGCACGCACAGCCCGCGGCCGCCUGCGGGAGGCGCGGCCUACGCUCAGUUCGCUCGCGCAGACACGGACGAGGCGCUCGGCUUCCAACUACACCAGCGCUCGCUUAACGUGGCGCCAGGUUUCUCGCUCAAGUUCUAG